Molecule: messenger RNA, 570 nt
Organism: Plasmodium inui San Antonio 1
Lineage: Eukaryota; Apicomplexa; Aconoidasida; Haemosporida; Plasmodiidae
Exons: 3
Coding region: 1-570 (189 amino acids)
Biological process (GO): endoplasmic reticulum to Golgi vesicle-mediated transport
Cellular component (GO): TRAPP complex
Source: RefSeq, a predicted model, not a curated record
AUGUCGCACGAGAAGGGCGCAGACCCCCAGGACGCCGCGCGUGAGUACUACUACCUCUACAUAUUCUUCAAAAAUCAGUGCAUCUAUAGCAUUGAUUUAAAAAAUGAGGAAAGGGAAAAAAACAUAUCGCCAAACAAAAUCGAGAAGGAGAAACUCCUCUUGGGAUCCAUCUAUGCUCUCAACUACCUCUGCUUCAACAUACAACCGAACAAGAAAUUAAAAAAUCUCUACAAGUGCAUGCAGAAUGUUAAUAAAAAUAUGAACCAGAGUUUGAAGACACAUAACCAGAAUAUUGCCAACACACAGGACAACCUACACGUGGGCAAUUUUAAUUCUUUCAACACCCCCUUUUACAAGCUGCACUAUUUCGAAACGCUCACAGCCUACAAGUUUGUUAUAAUCACUCAUAAGAGCACCCCGAAUUUGUCCCACUUCUUGAGAGACAUCUACAAGACCAUAUUCCUCGAGUUUAUCAUCCUGAACCCACUUUACAAUACAGGAGACGAGAUACGGGACAAAUCAUUCGACGAGAAGAUAAUUGACCGCAUUAGGCGGCUGACUCCAGCGUAG